This is a messenger RNA of Ctenocephalides felis (cat flea), 1732 nucleotides long. RefSeq names its product BTB/POZ domain-containing protein 2-like. Gene Ontology annotation, biological process: neurogenesis. Gene Ontology annotation, molecular function: protein binding. The record is from RefSeq and is a predicted model, not a curated record. Lineage: Eukaryota; Metazoa; Arthropoda; Insecta; Siphonaptera; Pulicidae. Gene Ontology annotation, cellular component: P-body; cytosol. The coding region runs from base 211 to 1659 and encodes 482 amino acids. The transcript is spliced from 6 exons.
UUUAUAUUCAAAAUGUCAACCAAUACCUGUCAAACAUACUAACAAUCACAUAACAUGUCUUUUUGAGCAAUAAUCAAUUGUGAUGCAAUAAAUUCUAGUCACCCAGUUAUUAAAUAACCGUACACAUACCAAACGAUAAACGUGAAAAUAAAAUAAAAUGAAGGAACUCUAUUUAUAAUUGUUCAGAUUGUGAAACUAACCUAAGACGAAAUGGCUGAGGAACAAGAAUUGCCCCAAAAUAUGCAACCUUCCAAUUUACAAGACCGCCAGAUAAGUUUACCCUUGGAGCAACCGGUUAAUCAAAGCAAAUCAUUUUAUAAUUGGCAGGCUACUAAAACUACUCUUAAAGAAAGAUUUACCUAUCUAUUCAACAACGAGGUACUAAGUGACGUUCAUUUUAUUGUUGGUCGAGAAGAAGCCCAACAAAGAAUUCCAGCCCACAAAUUUGUAUUAUCAGCCGGCAGUGCAGUCUUCGAUGCCAUGUUCAAUGGCACACUAUCUAAUCAUUCAGGCGAAGAAUAUCUUCCAGAUGUAGAACCAGUUGCAUUUUUAUCUUUAUUACGAUUUUUGUAUUCUGAUGAAGUAAGUUUAUGCCCUGAUUCUGUCAUGCAAACUCUCUACACUGCCAAGAAAUAUGCUGUACCUGCAUUGGAAAUCCAUUGUGUUGAUUUUUUAAAAAGCAAUUUGAGAAGUGAUAAUGCUUUCAUGCUUCUCACACAAGCAAGAUUAUUUGAUGAACCCCAAUUAGCAAGUAUGUGCCUCGAAAUGAUCGACAGACACACCACAGAUGCAAUGAACGCUGAAGGUUUUAUGGAAAUAGAUUUGCGAACAUUGAUUUGUGUUUUGGAACGAGAUGCAUUGAGGAUCACUGAAUUGAAGAUCUUUGAAUCAGUGGUUCGUUGGUCAGAAGCUGAGUGUGUUAGACAUGAAUUGCCUGUUACACCCGAAAACAUGAGAGCUGUACUUGGUGAAGCUUUUUCUCUCAUAAGAUUUCCACUGAUGUCUUUGGAAGAAUUUGCUGCUGGUCCAGCUCAAUCUAAAUUAUUAACUGAUCGAGAGGUGGUGAAGUUAUUUUUGCAUUUUACGCUCAAUCCUAAACCAACUGCAGGUUUUCCAAUAUCUCCAAGAUGCUGUUUAACAGGCCAAGAACAGACUGUGAAUAGGUUUCAACAAAUUGAAGGUCGCUGGGGCUAUAGUGGCACUUGUGAUAGGAUAAGAUUUUCAACAGAUUUUCGCAUUUAUGUAGUUGGAUUAGGUUUAUAUGGAUCUGUUUACUGGCCUGCAUAUUAUGAUGUUGAUGUCAAUAUAAUACAAGCUUCUACUGGAAGUGUGGUUGCUACUAAUCAAACUACUUUUAGCUGUGAUAAAAAUAGUAACACUCACAGAGUGAUGUUCAAAGAACCAGCUGAGAUAAUACCUAACGAGUGGUAUAUAGCCAGUGCUAUGAUGAAGGGACCUGAUUCUAAAUAUGGUACAAAAGGUUUGCGUAAAGUAGUUGUUGACUUACCAGAAGGAUGUUUCCGAGAAGAUAACAGUUCAGGAGAUCAUAAACUUAUGCCUUUGAGCAAAGUAACUUUUAGUUUUGCCUAUGUGGCUGGACAAAAUAAUGGAACUUCUGUUGAAGAUGGCCAAAUACCUGAAAUAAUAUUUUACACAUGAAGAAUUAACAUAUAUUAUAUUAUGGCCAUUCCUUAAAUUACAAAAGAUGGAUAUAAUCAAUAUAAUCUUGCAA